CCUCUUCCAGAACCGGGCCGUGCCCCGGAAGCAGUUGUUGUUGGUUGGGGGCCUUUUGGCCGGUGACGGAGACUGCCCAGGUGUGGUCACCAUGUUCCUCUCCGCGGUCUUCUUUGCCAAGAGCAAGUCAAAAAACAUUCUGGUGAGAAUGGUGAGCGAAGCUGGGACAGGUUUCUGCUUCAACACCAAGAGAAACCGACUGCGGGAAAAACUGACUCUUUUGCAUUACGAUCCAGUUGUGAAACAAAGAGUCCUCUUCGUGGAAAAGAAAAAAAUACGCUCCCUUUAAAUGGUGGAUUGAAAAUGACUUUGAUUUAUAAAGAGAAGACUGAGGGCGGGGAUACUGAUUCAGAAAUCCUGUAGCGUGUAAUAAAAGAAGAGGAAAUGGCAUGGAAUCACUGCCUCCUGUGAUUUGAAGGCCAUUGUGAAGGAAAACAAUGCAGUGAAAGAAAGUUCUUCAUAUUAGGACAGAUAUCAUUGCAUCACAUUUAUUUAUCUUUCUGGGUAUUUUUAUAGCCCUUAAUAAAAAAUAUUAAAAUAGCCUA
Molecule: messenger RNA, 545 nt
Organism: Pan troglodytes (chimpanzee)
Lineage: Eukaryota; Metazoa; Chordata; Mammalia; Primates; Hominidae
Gene: MRPL33
Product: mitochondrial ribosomal protein L33
Exons: 4
Coding region: 92-289 (65 amino acids)
Biological process (GO): translation
Cellular component (GO): ribosome; mitochondrion
Molecular function (GO): structural constituent of ribosome
Source: RefSeq, a predicted model, not a curated record